Plasmodium malariae is the source of this 414-nucleotide messenger RNA. Its product is annotated as conserved Plasmodium protein, unknown function. Lineage: Eukaryota; Apicomplexa; Aconoidasida; Haemosporida; Plasmodiidae. Bases 1 to 414 code for a protein of 137 amino acids. The transcript has a single exon. The record is from RefSeq and is a predicted model, not a curated record.
AUGUCCUUUUUAAAAAUUGUGUAUUUGAUCGUAAUGCCGUUAGGAAUAAUCCUACUGAUGUCUUGUUUACUAAAAAUAAAAUUACUUGUAAAGUUUAGCUAUUCUUUUUGUAGAAAGCAAAUAGGAGAUACACCCAUAAGAAUAGUAACAGUAAUACUAAUUUUAAAUUUUAUGUUAUUUAUUACUGAAUCCUAUAAAUUGAGAUAUGGCGUAAACCAAAUACGAAAUCCGAACGACUUGAUGCCAUCCAUAUCAUCGGAAUAUUUUAAAAUAUACAAAUGGAGGCAUGAGAGGAACUGGUGGAUUGGCUUAUCAAAUUUAUGUAUAUGGUUAAUGUUAUGGAGGUCAACAGGAAUUAUUAAUCAUUAUAUUAGGUAUCUAGAUCAGAGGAAAAAGCAGAUGAAACUUUUGUAA